AUUUAAAGCAAGGCUUCUUGAUUGUUUUUUGUAUUUGUUUGUAUUUGUGCUUGUUCACAAGCUGAUACUGGAAAAUUUUAACAGCUAUUUGUAACCAUAAUACUGUUUUCUGCUAGGACUGUGUAACUCUUGCUGGGACCUAGACAUAAGGUCAAAAAGUUUUGUUUGGCUUAAAACUUUAUCUUGUUUUAAGAAAAAUCUUUUAGUUUGGGUUUUUUAAAAGUGUAUAUGUAACACUGAGUCCCAGAUUUGGAAAGAAGGGUUGUAGAAGGUUGAUUGUUUCUAAUUGUGUUGUUCCUUCUCACUUUUACCUCUUCUACAAUUAUUAGCACUAUAAGACAAGUGGAAGAGCCUGGCUGGGCUGUAAUGUAUGUGCAAGAUGCUGUUUGCACCAAAUUUGACUUUGAAUUGUUAAUUCACCUACAGUUGUACAAGAGGCUGUUUGUUUCAUUCUUGGGUAUCAUAAAGCUUGUUCUGAGUCAGCUUUCAAAAAUGUUCUGCUAGAAUGACCUCAGCUUUGUGUGCUCAGUGUGCUGUUUUGAGUUUAUUUUCAUGUAUUAUGGUGCUGCUGGGCAACUAAUGUUUUUAACAAGGAUUUGGCCCUUAUUUUCAUGUGUCUUUUUUCUGCUUGUAGCAGUACAUGGUAACUCUAUCACCUUCUGGCCGUCCCAAUGAUGAAAUCAGAAGCUAAGGAUGGAGAAGAGGAAAGCCUGCAGACAGCAUUCAAAAAACUGAGAGUUGACACAGCUGGAUGUACCACUUCUCUCUCUGUGGGUGAUGGGACAAGUCCCAGAGCAGUAGUUAGAACAGUGGCAGAUGAAUCCAAGCCUAAGAAUGUGUGUGCUUCUAAGGAAACCUGGCAUGGCUCUGUGAAGAAGCCCUCGAGAGGAGUUGUGAGAACCCAGCGUCGCAGGCGUUCCAAGUCUCCAAUUCUUCAUCCUCCCAAGUUUAUCCACUGCAGCACAAAAUCACAUUCCACAUGCAGCCAGCUGGUGCAGAAGAGCCAUGCUGAUGCCCAGGAGGACAGCAGUGGGUUUGGGAUGCCAGUCUCAAAGGAAGUUUGUGCACAUGAACGCUGCAGCGUCGCUCCGGACAUUGGCCAGAAGGGAGCUGAUGAGUCUUUGGGAGUUUCUGUUGCACGGUUGACCUCGGAGAACACACAGGAGAACUCUCCAGCUGCAGCUUCUCCAGUAUCCAAACCAAGCCUAAAGACUACAGAGCUUUCUGACUUCCAGUCUAUGUCCAAGCUGAACACGGGUGGGUCAUGUGCAUGUGCAGAUAAAACCUGUCAGUGCAGACUGUGGCAAGAUAUGGAAGUGUACAAAUUCUCUGGCUUGCAGAGCACCCUCCCACUGGCACCUGAUAGAACGGUUUGUGAGGAUCAGUCCCAGCCUUUGCCAUCAAGAACUCCCUCAAGUUCUCCACGCUCUUGCUCUGAACAAGCCAGGGCCUUUGUGGAUGAUGUGACAAUUGAAGAUCUUUCAGGAUACAUGGAAUAUUACUUGUAUAUUCCAAAGAAAAUGUCUCACAUGGCAGAAAUGAUGUAUACCUGACAGCAACGAGCACUAAAACCAGAAGGGUGGCUGGUUUAAAUCUGCCCUCAGGCACAUCAUGUGAAUAUGCAACCCACUCCCUGCUCACUGUGCUUGCAAUAAAAACACUUCUUUGCAUCUCA
Molecule: messenger RNA, 1675 nt
Organism: Sturnus vulgaris (Common starling)
Lineage: Eukaryota; Metazoa; Chordata; Aves; Passeriformes; Sturnidae
Gene: OSER1
Product: oxidative stress responsive serine rich 1
Biological process (GO): cellular response to hydrogen peroxide
Source: RefSeq, a predicted model, not a curated record